AUUAGCUUUGAUGGAAAAAUAGUAUUUCACAUAAAGAUGAAGAUACGAAAAUUAACAUUCGUCUUUUUAAUGGUAACAGUUCACGAUAUUAUGAGUAGACAGCGCUGGGUGGAUAGGUUUCCAGGUGCAAUGGGCGAUAGUCUUGGAGAAGAAACGUCUUAUAGUCUUGGCGGAGAGAACAGUGGAAGCCGAAUUGAAUCAGUAGUAGAGGCACUUCGCAAAGUUGCAGAUGUUGAACGACAGCUACAUGAAAACAAAGGCUGUAACAAGGUUGAUCUGUUGAAUAUAACAUUCGACGAACGACGAUGGAAAAAAGAGGCGCUUUUGACCGUGCAAGUGGCUAACUUGCUGACUUCGUUAUGGCGCGCUGCCGGAGAUAAUGGUUAUCCUGUAGCCGCAAACGAUGCUCUGCUUUACCAUUACGUCCGCUCAAUCGUGUUAUUUUCGCCUUCUGUGUUUGGAUCAGUGAUCUGCUUUGACAACAAUUUGUACAAAAACUACACACGAUUUUGCCCGUACGCCUUUCGAGAUUCGGACCUAAACGGGAGUGUUCAUGUGUUUGAUAUAGCCAAUGGGGAUUAUGACUAUACCACUGAUCCAAACGCAAUCUGGUGGCACAAACCCAAAAACAAGGCUCUCACCUUCAAACCCGCAAAAUCCUCCAGCAUGUACGAGGAGCGUUUCAACGCAACCGCGAAAAAGGCGAAAAAGACAGUGGUAGUUCCUCAUGUAACGUUUGAAAAUGGAACCUGGACUCGACCUUAUUUCGACUGCUUUGGAGGCAAGGUUUGGAUGGUCACAUAUCUCGCGCCAUUUUUUAAUGAAACAGAUGAAUUUCUGUAAGUAUCAGUAUUUCCUGUUGAAUUCUGCUGAGUGUUUUAGUUAGAUGCCUUCUGAUUUUAUUGCGUAAAAUUCAGCAGUGAAAAAUAAACAGAAGAAAGGGAAAGUAAUUAAAGGUUUCGUUGCCAGGUAUAAUAUUAUUUAUGAUGACAAUUAAAUCUAUUCUAGUGCGACUGUUUUAUUGCGAUUGCAGAUAAUUCACCCAUCACAACAAGAACUACUCUAAAAGUACAAUCGGUCAGGCGUUUACUUUUCUUUUUUAAUUCAAAAAGUGGAAUUCUCCGCUUGUCUGCUUAAACUGAACUGUAAAUGUAAAUUUUAACUUGUUAUUUUUAAUAUUGACAUGCGUCUAACAAGUUAAAUAGUCAGAUAUAUUUUGCAUAAUUUGCUUUCAUAAGGAUUACACCCGAUUAAUUUCGUUCUGUUCUGCUGAAGUUUGGAUUAUCUGCUUCAAUAUAGUUACGACUGCAUUUUUUUCCGUAAGAAGACGUCAUUUUAGGAACAUUUUGGCACAAAUUUCUCGUAGCACAGAGGGUGGAAUUCUGAAAGAAGCCCCUCCUGUACUAUACUCUAAAGUCUCCUACAUCCUUUAUCUUACUGUAUUCUAUGCCUAAAUGAUCAGAUAAGAUCUGCACCCAGUAAGUGACUCCAUCGCAUUUCUUGAUUCCAUUACUACCAUUAAAGUUAAGUAACCACGAUAGCACGAAAACAAGGAAUAUGCUAUCUUCAAAAGAAUCGAACAAAAUCGUACGAGGAGAACCUCAGAAUUAUUAAAAGACUAGUAAUAAUUGCAAAUUAGGGGAGUGCGUUCGAUGGGGAGGGGGAGGGUGGUGGGUAGUUCGUGGUAGUACCAAAAUCGUACGAAGAGAACCUCGGAAUUCUUAAAAGAAAAUCGUUUAAAUAAAACACUACUUAAAUGGACGAAUGAGACUGAUUAGCAUUUUCUUUAAGAAUUUCAUUUGUAACACCCAGUGACAUGCUCAACUGCGCCACCUGCAUCAUCAUCAUAUAAUAAUAACAAUGUAUUUAUAUAGCGCUUAUUCCUUAAGAGUCCGCAAGCGCUUCACAUUAAUAAAAAAAAUUGAAAAUAUCCCUAAAAAAUAAAAUAUAACUUAAAUAAAAUCUCAAAAUCUUGGGACCAAUCUCUAACGUAGUUACGUUCAUAAAAAGGUUUCUUUUCAUCAGGAUAUUUCAUCUGCAUCAUUUUUUUUUUUUUUUUCAAAAAGGAAAAAAAAAACUUAUACCUGUUUAUACAGCAGUAAAUUUCCAAUAGGCUUUUUAGAGUUUGUAAAAACCAUUUUUUUUUUUUAUCAAAAUGUUGAAGCGGCUUUUAAUUAAAAGCUUGAUAAGAUCCGAAAAACUGACAUCUCAUAAGUGCAUGCCUAAUUAUUUAGCUUUAUGGACGAAAGGUAGGUGUUCUUGUUAAAGUAAAACUCAUAUAACCAUCCAAUUGUCAUCAAGAGGUAGUAAAGGACCGUACACUGUUCUUUCCACUUUGUUGAUAGGCAAAAUUAGCGAACUAACGAAAGAAAAAAAGAAAGAAAUGUCUCGGAUAAUGUAGCGAACUACUCUAUAUACGCAUUAGAUAAAAUGGAAACACCGAUAAUGUUCAAACCAUAAAGUCAACAGUAGGAUUAAAACAAAGUAUAUGCAUCUUUCCAACCUCGCAUUUGAAGUUAUCACAUUACUUAUUACUUUUCAGUUAUCUGAAUAGGUGUUAUUUCGGAGAAAACAGGUGCUUUUCCUUCAGCUUUGUCAAGUUGUAAAUGAUGGUCAACAGAAUUAAAGUUAUCACUGUGGAGAUCCUACGCAUCCUAGGAUCGAAUUUUACUAGCAGCUGCGCUCUCCAUUAGCUGCCCAGCAGUACAUCUUUUCUCAUUAAUAUCACUGCAAAUUUAAAAGGCCUGUUUUAGCCCGAAUUCAUUGGGUGUCGUUGUCGAGUAAACUGCAGAGUACACCGUUGGGGUUAUUGGUUCAUAGUAAUUUCGACCUUAAAAUGAAGCUGAUUUGGACCCAUUGGUCUAAAUACGUUCCAGAAUGGGAUGAGACAGUUAGUUUUUACAAGAGCUUUUUGGCUCAAAUCGAAUUCAAAUGACUCACUCAGCGAGAGGCAGUGAAUCAGAGGCCUUAGGUCCGUAAGUGCUAAGGUGGCAUUUCUGGCUUUAAGGCUUUAAGCAGUAACAUUGUCUCAACCCUUUAAAGGACUAAUCACACUUUUCCUUCUUUGUCCAGUGGUGUGGUCAGCAUUGAUGUGGUUCUUAGUGAUAUCGACAUCAACCAAUGUGAUAACCAAUACACCUCUGAACAACGAGACAAAGAGAAUUUAAUAGAGUUUAUGGGAACUCAUUUGUGCAAGCCAUCAACAAAGGCAAGAGCAUGUGAAUAAAGACAUUUGAAAAUACAUUUGAUCAAUCAAUCCCUAAACGGCGUAUUUUUAAAAUGGAAAAGCAAAAACACAUACGGUAGAGCUGACUAAACGUCAUUUCUUUAGGGGAAUCCAAGAUACUUGAUGAUUUUAGAUUGGUUAAAAUUACGUCGGGAGAGACGAAAAAUCCAAAAACACCCUUCUAGGCGAGAUUCAGCGGGGAAGCGAAUCCGUGCAGUAGGGAACAUACGAUUCAUCAACCUUGAAAUCAGGUUUUAGAUUCAAUCUGAUAAAUCCUUUCGGAGUUUGGUUUCUUGAGAUUCAAAACACAUUUUGUGGACUUCCCUUCAAGAGUCCACACAAAAAAUUAUAAAUAGGUGCCAAGGUUGUUCAUAGGCCAAUACAUACCAUAUUAACAUAUUAAAAUAUUCACCCAUUUAUGGCAUAAAUUCGAGACAAUUCGAAAUAAAAUUGGUCUCUUUAACCUUUUUUACCUUUAAAAAAAAUAUAUAUAUAUAAGAUAUUUAGAAAACUAUACGAGGAAGACUUAUCAUGAUUAUACCAUCGAUCGUAUUCUGCAGGUCUAGCCAGUGCGAAAAAAAUCUCUCCAAAUUACUUUCAGAUUUUAGAAGCAUUGGAUUCAUGUUAGUUUGUUUUCUUACUCUCCGAUACAGUGUGAGACGGUUAUUAACCAAGGAUUCAAGAGGGGAAGCUAUGUUUGCACAUGCAAACGUGGCUUCUACUUCCCAGACACACUUGCUCCAGAAAAAGCAUUCAAGGGCUCUGUUAUUGAACGUGAACAUGAUCGGAUGCUCCGAGGAGAACCGAACGCCUACGAAAAUAGCUUCGACUGCCGUCGGUGCAGUGAGGGAUGUGACGAGUGUGUUGAUGGCAGUCCAUGUAUUUACACUUUGAAGAUAGUGAUCCGACUGUUACUGUGCUGUCUAAAUGGUGCUGUUAUGGUUUUGACGAUAGUGUUUGCUGUGUACGUGGCUCUCCACUGGAAGGAUAAGGUAUUUAAACAAAGAAUAUCACGUGCGCGGUAUGACUGCAUCGGAAAUGGCUUUGAUAAAUUUGCUUUUUUUAACAGCUUGCAUCCGACUACACUACACAUUUUAGAAUGAGAGGUGCGCCAGAAAGAUGCGCACAUCCCUCGACUUAUCUGAUACCCGCGUUUAACUUUCUAGGGACAAGUCAAAUACUCGAUAGAUUAUUUCUAUUAUUCAUUACUCAUUUGCUUCAUCCGCAGUUCAGACAUUAUGUAUGUUUCUUGUAUUCAAAUUCUACUUAAGUCAGACAUUAAGACAGCCAAAUAAAUCAAAUGUACGAUAGGUGGAGGACUGAGUCAAACCACCUUAAAAGGCUCACCUAAGCUCAUUUUAUACACUCGGGGUACUUGGAGCCUGUUACAGAGAAAACAUCAGGUAUUAAGUCAGUUAAGAACGCAACAAUGCUAUAGAUCUGGGUCGAAGACAGAUAGAAACUUAUAGUUUAUGGCCCCACGUAGCCUUAUAAUAUACUACUAGGCCCAUUUUCUUGGUGCGCCUUGUUUGUAAACCAUUACUGGUAUUUGCAGACAGAUUGCCUGGGUGUAAUCAAGGAAUAACUUCAUUCUGUUUUUCUUCUUCCUCACUAGAUUUUUAAGGCCUCGAGUCCCCGCUUUAUGGAGAUCAUUUUACUGGGUGCUAUGCUAAUGUACUCAACGGUUAGUACUCAAACUAUAUCCCGUCGUCAACCUUUACCAUUCUUGCGGGUUAUGUUCUGCUCUCUAUAGUUACCUUCCUCCUAAACCCAUUUAUUAAGUAAUAAAGGUAGUACGCUCGCUCUGAUUGGCCGAGAGGCGUGUUUGCAUGAGAGUAUGUAACAUGGUUGUGACGUCAAGAUGUUUUGCUUUUUGGGCGGUAAUCAUGCAAACACGAAUUUGAAAUCGACAAUUUCACUUAAUUUACCCUUUUCUUCGUCAACCGAAACUUGGAAAAUCUUUACAAACAUGCUGUGCCAAUUUUGGUUUCGCUUAAUUUGACAUUUUAAGCGAGCAAAAUCCAUAUUUUUGAAAGCAUCUUUUUGCAAAACAAGAACUGAUUUCGCGCGUAAGACUUCGUGUACAAGACUUCGUGACUGGUAAGAAUUUCUCUCUUAAUCAGUGCCAUAACAAAGGCUUUGCGUUUUUUCUCAGAAAGUCAAUUUAUAAAAGCAAUAGAAAACUUUUACCUGUAUUUGCAUAGACUGAAAUAAACUCGACAGGGGUUGGGAGAAUUCGAGACAGUUAUCCAAACCCGAGACGAAGUCGAGGGUUUCUAUAACUGUCGUGGAUUCUCCCAACUCCUCUCGUGUUUAUAUCAGGCUUUGCAAACACGGAAAACGUUUUCUAUUGCUUAAAUAGCAAUGCAGUCGACCCUCCACUAAAGGCCACCUCUCCACAACGGCCACUUUUUUUUGUCCCACCGGACAGUCCAUACAUUGACUCUUGUUUAAAUCUCUUUACAACGGCAACGGCCAGUAAAGGGUGUCCCCAACUGCCAAAAUAACCUCUCGACAACGACCAGAUUUUCAGGUGACUGAUGAAAUGGGCAAAAAUGGUCGCAAAAUUUGAUCCGUAUAGCGCGAUGAUUAAUCGUGGCAAUGGUAUUUUUUAUUGUGCCAGGAACCCAAUCGUCUACCGUACUUAUGGCGAGUGUUGCGAACCAAAUGCUCGUUUUGCGUAUUUAGCAUUCGAAACAUUAUUCAAGUUUUUUUUGUUUUAUUUUAUCUAUAUACAUUGUAUAUGAUUGGAUACAGUAAGCAUGAACUCAGCACAAAACGUGUUGUACUCACUCAAAUAAAAAAUUCAUAUUACUCCCCUACCUUCUACCUUAGCGUAUUAGUAGUACUGUAGGGAACGAUUAGACACCUUUUCUGAGUGCCAAUCUCAUUAAUUUUUUAGGGAUACUUUAUCGUCGAUAAUGUCAUAGCCUUUUGUUUUCAUCAAUAAAGUCCGGAAAAUCUCAUUAAGAUAAGGUCAUGUGCUAUUUAUGGGUGGUUUAACCCGUUGGACAGGUUUUCUAAUUAUUUCUAGGUCGAUAGAUGUCUUGCCUUUUUGAUUGGUUGACUAAAAACUGAGAAAAGUGUUCAUUGGUUGAUUCGUGUUCAAUAAGCGUCAGUGAAUUGAAAUCACCGAUUCGUAACGUAGUCAUACAAGUUCUAUUUCUUGCCACUUUCAUUGUGCAACAAGUUUUUCCACUUGCGAUUCACUGAUUCUUGGCUUGCAAAUCGUGUAAAGUAGUGAUUUUGAAAACAAACUAGCUUUUUCUAGCACCAAAUCAAACUUUUCACUUACCCUUUCCUGUCUUCUACUAUUCAGUUACUUCGCUCCUCCUCAUUUUGUUUUAUUUUCCCUCCACCACCAUCACCACCUCACUUUUAUUGUUUUUCCACCACCAUCAACACUAAAUUUUUAUUUAAUUUUCUUCACCACACUAACAAAAGACUUCAAUUGUUUUCCCUAAAGCACCACCACCACCACCACAAUUUCUAUCUUCUCUACCAACACCAACACCACCACCAUAUUUUUAUUGUUUUCCCUGCACCACCCCUAUCAGGAACACAAUUCAGCUGUUUUCCCUAAACCACCACCACUCAUGUGUAUUCUUUUACAUCCACUGCCACCACCACCACCACCACCACCACCACCACCACCACAUUUUUAUUGUUUUGCCUCCACCACCAGCAACACACUGCAAGUUUUUCCUCUACCACCACCACCACAUUUCUAUUGUUUUCCCUCCACCACUCCCACCAGAAACACUCGCCAACUGCUUGCCCUAGACUACCACCACCACCCAUGUGUCGUGUUUUGCAUCGACUGCCAUCACCUCAACCACAUUUUUAUUGUUUUCCUUCAACCACCACCACCACCACGAUCAUACCCUGCAAGCAGUGGUUUCUCCAGGCCGGAAGCUACGCUACGAAGGGAGAGAAACCACUGCGAGCAUCCGUCAGCUUCUUUGAUCGAGCCGCUGUCCAGCCCUAUGGAGGAAUAAAUUAACUUUAAUCAUGUAAAUCCUGUUUGAAAGCAAGGUCAGACUCUCGCGUAUUUGCUUACGCUUACAAUUGCUGCCUUACCGCGAGCCUGCUGUGGAUAUUUAGUAUUUCUUUGGAUUAUUUAUUCCUAUCUACUCAGUUACUUUGUCAAAUGUAGGCGAACCCAAAUGGAGUUGAAUUCCAAGGGACCAUAUCCAAUUUCAAGAGCGAAAAUAAGAACAAAUUUCGUUGUUGCUUGUUUGCGUUAUCCAUAAAACGCAAAAUUAGGCAUUUUCACGUCGUGGUGGUGCAAAAAUAGCAAAGAAAUGCAAAAAUAAAAGCGUGAUGCAUGUGCAAAGUUGUUGUUUUGCUUAUUAAACCUAUUGUUUUGUUGAAGUUCUCGUUGCCGUCUUGUCGUUGGAUAUUCGUAGUCAUCACGUGGACGCACAUGCUCGAUGGAAAAGCAAACGGUUGCUCGCAGUGUUUCCUUUCCCAUGGAAGCAUAGCGUCCGGACUGGACAAGCCACUGCUCGCAGGGCACCACGAUCACACUUCUAUUAGUUUUCCUCCUCCACCACGUUCACAUUAUCUACCCCACAUUGACUCUAUAUUUGCCGUACAUCGCCCCCCACAUCAGCCCUACAUCGACCCUACAUCAAUCUAACAAUAAAAAGAGAAGAAGGAGGAGGAGGGGAAACAUUACAGAGAGUAAUCGAAUUAAUCAUUUUUUAUCACAGUUAGGUGUCCUUAUGAUCAAAAGUAGACGUGUCUUUGGUACUUUCUAUUCGCAGCUCAUCGUUUCGUACUUCAAACCCACCGACAUCAGCUGUGUUAUGAAACCUUGGCUGCAGCACAUUGGCUUUUCACUCGUUUAUGGACCCUUGGCUCUCAAAACAUGGAGGUAUUGCAAAAAAUCUGUUUAUUAACGUAAGAUUCCAGAAUUCUUGAUUUUUCUUAAUGAUACGAAAACUGCUAUUGGUUACACAUAAAAUGUUGGGAUAGGUAUUUUCCAGCAUCUGUACCCUUGCCUCACUUCUUCUGGCGAUACAGACAUUUGCGGUAUUUAAAACCAGUCCCAUAUUUCAGGUGGUGAUUGUAGAGUGAAUAAAUAGUCCGCCAUUAUGAGGAAGGUCCAAUGAUAGCUAUACAGUGACGCGCAGCCACUACAUUUUCCACGUAUACCGGGGGACCUGUUGUCAUUUUAAAAUUGUUCCAACCUUGAAUUAUACUGGAAAGCUCAUUUUUUAAUAGACUGCCUUUAUGGCUUGUAACAAAUAUAUUUCAACUGCGGAUGAAGUUAUGAAAGUAGAUCUGAUUGUUGCAGUUAAAUGAACAACCUUAGAACCCUCUCGAUGUUUUCUGUUCCUCCUUUCUUCGUAGGGUGGCAUUAAUUUUCCGCGUGCGUUCGGCUCAGAAGCUUGCACUUUCUGACGGGGUUUUGUUAAGACGCCUAUGCCUUCUCGUGCUGCUUUACUGCAGUUACUUGGCUGCCUGGACCGCAUUUCACCCACCCUUAGUUGAAACAGCACGGACAUCUGGUGACCUCAAAUAUGAAAGAUGUGUUGAAAAUUGGUUCAAUCUCACUCUAAUAUUUGGUAAGACCGGAAAAAAAUAGGGAAUAACAUACUUUGCGAAGACGUUUACGUUUAUUCAGGUAAUCCACAAAAGCAUACCCAUCACGUGGAUGUAAGAAAGAAAAAUAAUACUAAUGCAAAACAAAUAACAUAAACAAGAAAGUUUUAAAUGAAUCAAUAAAUUAAAUUAAUAAAUCAAUUCAUUUAAGAAUUGCCCAGGCCAGCCUUGAAACCUUUCAGGUUUGCUUGAGUAAUCACUUCAGCAGGUAGGCUGUUCCACAAGUUUAUCGUGCUGUGAAAAAAACUCCCGUACGCCUAAGUGCCACAGUUCACAGCAGUGUAUCUCAGGGGAUGGUACUGACGGGUUUUGCUGUAAUGUAGUGGCUGGACAUGUAUAUGAGGGCAUUGGGAUAGCUAACACACCCCUGAUUAUCUUGAAGAACAGCAUCAGCCUUGCUUUUCCGCGUCUCAUCUGUAAAGGCUCCCAGUUAAAUUCCUGGAUCAAACGCGUCACUGUCCCCGCCCGGUUCUCUAUCCCAGCAGUUCUCGCAGAAGCGCACCGCCUUGCACUGCGCAGCCUCUAUACUAUUAAUCUGGUACUUUUGAUGUGGCGAAAAUACAAAACCGGCGUAUUCCAAAUGUGGACGUCUGAAAUAGGAAUCGUUUGCGCGUAGGUAUAAUGCAGGGACAGGUUCAUUGGUGUGGCAUCGCCGUUUUUAGUCUUGUUGCGGGGAUGAUAUUAUGUUCUCACAAAAUCUGACAUGAAGUUUAACUGGUUUGAAUUUUUGCGUCAUGAAGCUGUUCAAAUACCUGUAGAGUCUAAAAUGCAUUCAUUUGGUUCGCAUUAGAUGGCAUACCCUCGCAAUGAUCAAAGUAUGUCCUGGUCUGUGAGAGAAGACCCGUCCCUCUGCAUAGUUCAAUAUCCAUGGCAUGACAUAUAUAUAUAUAUAUAUAUAUAUCUUAAUCACAAAUGAAGACAGAAAACAGUUUCCUUUCAAUCCACCUAUAUUUCGAUCACAUUCAGUGAUCUUCUUCAGGGUGACUAACUAGCCGUUAACGUACAGAACUUUUAAAUUGCUGAAUUACGAAGGUAACGCGCGCGCAUCACAACUGAAAUGACUAUUAUUUUAAACGUCUAACGGAAAAUGUCAUAGAUGACACUAUCAUCUCCUGCGCGCGCCCGCGCGCGUCUUUCGGUUCUGGGCGUAAAAACCAUCAUCCUCAUUAAGUCCUUGAGGGCGCAGCGUUCCCAAUCUAUACAUCCACUCUCCCUCCUUCUUCCGCAACUCCCUCUCUCCCAUGGCUCUGUCUAUUAACUGUAUAGUUAAAUGGCUUAAUCCUAAGUGUCCCGAACUAUGAAAAUGCUGGUAGAGAAAAUCGUCAUUCCUCUUAUUUUCAGAAGACAACUUGAGAUGGGCAUUGAUCCUACUUCUGUGAUUAUUGAACCCAGACCGUCAAAUUGUCAGUUCUCCAGUCGUUCUCUCGUAGUUAGUUUUGCUCGAUCUCGUCAAUAAGUCGUUUGUACGGUACUGGUAACUGUUGAUUUGAUGUUUCGUCUGUAAAUGCUAUUCAGCAAUGUGAUUGUUGACGUCCCAUUCCUCGUCGCUAGUUUGUGUUCGGUCAGUCGCGUGCUAAGGUUUCUGCCCGUUUCACCGAUGUAAGCAGCAUUUGAUCUAACUUGUAUACUGCUGCCUGUCUGUACUCCGGCUUGUCUUUGUCCUUGACAUUAGUAAAUUAUCUGUAGAUGGUGUUCAUUGCUGAACACUAUUUACAGACGAAACAUCAAAUUGACUGGGACUCUGCGACAUGUAUUACGUAUUCUACAGACUAGUAUCAACGACUUACUUUAGAAAGUUGGUUUACUAACUUAAAACAAACGCCACUGAAUCAAAGCCAACAGUUACCAGCACCGUACAAACGACUUAUUGACGAGAUCAAGCAAAACUAACUACAAGAGAAGGACUUGACAACUGACAAUUUGAUGAACAAUAGACGACUGUUUAAUUGUGACAAUAGACGAAACGAAACGCACUAAUUACUGAUUACGAGUCUUUAUAGCCAAUAACAUCACGGCUUAACUGACAGACGACCAAUAACAUUGCGACGUAAUUGACUAAUCAGAUCAAUAACCAGAGUAUGAUACCAUCAACUGACGUUAUACAACUCAACUUUGACUCCGAAGAUGACUACCGCACAGGUUGUCGAAAAGUCAGCCACUUUCAACAAGAACAGUCCUAUUCAGGACUACGUUCACCCGGACAAUCAAACCCAAAAAUUGGUUUAGCAAAUUGAAAACCACUAGACUAACUCCUCUAGCUAGCUAUUCAUUUGCCAACUGAGUGUCUGCUAGCCGUCUAAUUUAACUUAUCAUUACAGGAGAUAUGAUGGUGCUGAUCUGGGGAAUGUGGCUUAGUUACAAGAUUAGAAACGCCCCACCAGCUUACAACGAGAGUAAGAUGAUCAGCUGGGCCGUUUAUAGCGCCAUGUUUGUCACCAGUUUUCUCAUGGUUUUAAGGUCAGUAUUCUAAUUGUCUUGUUCUGAGCACCCUCGGCCAAUGUGAUGCAAUUAACUGGUUGGUACACAUCGAGACAGAACAAGCGAAAGAGUUACUGUCGCUAUCAUCUUAAGGAUUAGAUCAACUACACAUUCAAGGAUGUGAAGAGAUACUCACGGUUGGGUGAGUGAAAUAAUUUUAUGGAACCACACAUUACCCUGUAGCCUGCGAACCCAGACAUAUUUCCUUUCGUCGCUACUCUCCACCCGGGAGUAAAGCGACGACCGGAAAUACGCCUUCGUUCGCAGGCUACACGGAUUGCCGAUACUGACGGGGCAUUGCCUGGGAGACGCGGCGAGGCGUCUACUAUAUCGUGAUGACUUUUCAUUUUCUUAUUUCUCGCUUUCGUCCCGUGAUUUUAGGAUAACCACGAAAGGAAACACAAAUCCAGACUUGUUGUACGGGCUGGACUUUGUGCUGAUUCACAUGGAUUGCUCGACCGUGAUAGUUCUCAUGUUCGCUCAUAAGGUAUUGCUCUUGUACGCUCCAUAGAGUUGUGUCUUUGUGCUGUUUUGUGUAAGAUUGUGUACUUCCCAUAAACUUCUACGUCACUAACUCCCUACUGAAAAAGUAUAGUUAGCUGGAGAAUGCCCUUGGCAGCUUGGGGCGUGUGAUCGCGGUACUCCCCAGCUAAAAACACAAUGAACAAGUCGUAAGAAUUUGAGAGAUGUUUUCAACACGGUUAACACCAACGUUUUGGGGUUUUCGGGCAUCCGCUUGGAGGGGUUACUAGAAUCAUUUAUACUCUACUUUGGCGGAGUAUUGCAAGCAGCAGACUUAGUAGGACUCAUAAUGCUUUAUUAUUUUUUUUUAAGGUUUUUUUUUUCCUAAUAAUUUCUUAUCAUACUACCUAUGCCUCAAGUUUUUUUGAAGAAAAAAUUCACGUGCAGCACACACUUGAAUACAUAUUUCAGUGUAAGAUGUAUAAUUUUCCAGUCAGAGUCUAAAACGACAGCGGUAACAAUCUCCAUUUAUCCCUAGGAAGUUUUCCUUAUCCCAACGGGCAAUAAAUUUGGGCUUUCUGGAGAGUUUUGCUGUUGCUAUUGCUACAUCCCGGGUCAAACAAAUGGCCAAAAGUACUUUCAAAUACCAAGGACAACAGUUCUCUAAUGCCUGAGUACAAAGCCACUUUUUAGAAUUAUCGGAUCAAGAGAGAAUUGAUCGCAUACACUAACGGUCACACCUUCAAUUUGUUGUUAGUAUUUACUAGUACGCCGGAUGCAGAGAACAGUGAAUGACUGUACGUCGUCACAUAAUAAUAUGCUGGUUCCUGAGGAGGAGAUAGUUGAAGAACAAAGUGCCCAUCAGGAAGAACAGUCGCUGAGAAAAGAGAAUCAAGAACUUAAGGUACCCUAGAACGUUAUGGAUGAGAAUCAUUAACGCAGUAGCACUAGAGAAAGAAACAAGAGAGGCUGAGGGGGAGUUGAUGGAGAAAUAAGAUGGGUGCAAACGUUUUAGCUUUGAAAAGUUUGCUUUUCAAAAAUGUUUCUCUCUGAGCAAAUGAAUUUUUAGACAAAAUCAUGUCAGCUAAGCGAGUAAUUGGGUGAUUCUUUUCAAACGAAAUUUUGCCAUAGAUAAAACUUCACAGAGCGGUCUUGUUGUCUUGGUUAUGACUAUUAAUACCUUUGAGGUCAAUUCCUUUACAUGCUUUCUGAAGGCGGCGUCUUAUAAAGUCUGGUUUUCACUAGCGACGGAGUCGGAGUCGGAGUCGUAAGCGCGACGGAAUCGGAGUCAGAAGAAUCAGAACGUUUCUAUUUCUUCCGACUCCGCUUACGACUCCGUCACUUACGUUCCGCUUAUGAUCUAGUGAAAACCAGAUUGUCGGAGUUGGAAGCAGAAGCGGAAGGAUAAACCAAUCACAAUUCACGUUCCCACGCUUUGUGGUUGGUUUGUUUCUUCUGCUUCUGCUUCUGCUUCUACUUCCGACUCCGACAAUCUGGUUUUCACUAGGUCAUAAGCGGAACGUAAGCGACGGAGUCGUAAGCGGAAUUGGAACGCUGUUUUCACUAGAUCAUAAGCUCUACGCUUCUGAUUACGACUCCGACUCCAACUCCGUCGCUAGUGAAAACCAGUCUUAAAUAGUCAAAAGCCUGGUUUAAAGUUAAUCGCAUUACAAGCAGUACAAAAUUCCUAAAUCGCCAAAAACAAGUCUUCAAAGUACGAAAAACCUUCGAGUCACACUUUAAUAACAGAGCGGAGUGGGAAACACGGAAUGUGUAUCUAGAAGACUUUACGGUUUAUAAAGUAGUGUAAUCUGUUGUUUAAGGAAAUAAUGCGACUGUAAAACUUAAUGAAGUCACGUUUCUUUUGUAUGUAGGAAGAGAUGAGACGAUUAAGAGUCAAACUGGCUACGCUCCAGUCCACCUUAAUGAAAGAAGAUAACCAUCAUAUGAAAAAGCUAAGUGGCAGAGGAGGAUUCAUCCGUAGAAAGAGUGCUUUCACCUUGACACGUAAAGGAGCCGGACAUGUUCAGAGUAUGAAACGGCAUUCGCUUCAGUUAGCGCCCACACUACACGAUCCUUGCAAGGACGGACAUGAAAUCUCACGGGAGGGACCAAACAAGAGCGGAGAGUUGAGGGAUUGCAACUCAGAGCUUAUUCCAGAGUUUAUUGAAUUUGGUUGCGAUAUCCUUUGUCCUCAGGAACUGAACCGGUCUGCUGCGUUUCUGCAUUCUGACCGCCUACACAGCAGAAUCUACCAUCCCAGCGAACCAACAUAG
Molecule: messenger RNA, 14052 nt
Organism: Porites evermanni
Lineage: Eukaryota; Metazoa; Cnidaria; Anthozoa; Scleractinia; Poritidae
Source: the annotation of a GenBank genome assembly